Macrosteles quadrilineatus (aster leafhopper) is the source of this 929-nucleotide messenger RNA. RefSeq names its product peptidoglycan-recognition protein SC2-like. Gene Ontology annotation, molecular function: zinc ion binding; N-acetylmuramoyl-L-alanine amidase activity. Lineage: Eukaryota; Metazoa; Arthropoda; Insecta; Hemiptera; Cicadellidae. The record is from RefSeq and is a predicted model, not a curated record. The transcript has 4 exons. The coding region runs from base 68 to 613 and encodes 181 amino acids. Gene Ontology annotation, biological process: peptidoglycan catabolic process.
UUCCAUACUUAGCCUAAACAUGUGUCAUAUUUAUAAACAAAAGCUAUGAUACAUAAGAACAGGAAGUAUGGUAAUUGAUCUGAACCGUCCAUUUGAAAUCCUACCUUUGAAGCUUGUCCCAAGAGCUGAAUGGGGAGCUCAGGCCGCUACGUCAAGAGAGAGAUACAAAGAGUAUCCCAUUCGAUGGGUCGUUGUUAGGUUUACAGAGUCGGAGGAGUGCUUCAGCAAAGAGGAAUGUUCAAAAGUGCUUCAGCGACUUCAGCGAGAACAGAUGGAACAGGGGCUUACAGACAUAAAACACAACUUCAUGGUAGGAGGCGACUGGUCUGUGUAUGAAGGAAGAGGGUGGAAAUACAAAGCAGGAGAUCCCCUCACUCCGGACGUCGAAGGGGUGUGUCUUGACGUUGGCUACAUCGGACCCUCCCCUCAGAUCAGGCAGAUUAACUAUCCAUCAAUCGAAAUGAAAAACGCAUACCACAGAAUAUUGGAAUUCGGAGUAAAUCAUGGACUUGUAGAUAGAAAUUUUAACACCGAUUCAGAAUUUUCAAGUGACCGUAUCCAUGCAAUACUGGAUCCCUAUCUAGUGAGUGAUGUGUUGAAGGGUGAUGACUAAGGAUAAAUCAAUGGUGAAAAAUGCAAUUUCUAUCUAAGGUGUUACAGUUUUCAGCAGAAACUAAUUGAAACUCUCAAAUUUUAGAUAUUUCGUAUGUCUUCUUCUUCAAGGGAAAGGUAUCUCGUAUGCUAUUGGUCUUUGUCUCCAUGGGUCCCAAUUGCGGUUGGCAAGCACUGGCAGAAAUUGGUAAUGUUUUCUAAUCAGGCGUGGCUUGUGUCGUUGUCCGUAUCUAAUAAGCUCUUGCAUUACUUCCAUUACCUUUGUACCAGGAAAUGCUCCUGGAAUUUAAUAUACAUUACCAUUAAUUAAAGUAAAA